AUGUUUACACAGUUGAAAAUCAAUCUUCCGUUCAUCGAGGCACUUCAGUCUAUGCCUAAGUAUGCGAAAUUUCUCAAAGAUCUUCUGAAGCGUAAGGAGAGAAUCGGUGAGCUUUCGAAUAUUCCGUUGACAGGGGGUUGUUCCGCGGUAGUCUUGAAUAAGCUACCAGAGAAAUUGACCGACCUUGGCACUUUCACGAUUCCAUGUUUCUUCGGGGGAGCCGUUACCCCUGCUCACGCCUUAGCCGAUUUAGGGGCCAGCAUCAAUCUGAUGCCAUUUUCAUUGUAUGAGCGACUUGGUCUAGGAGAGCUUACACCCACGCGCAUGUCAUUGUCCUUGGCUGACCGAUCAGUCAAGUAUCCUCAUGGGAUAGUAGAGAAUUUGUUGGUGAAGGUUGAUAGGUUCGUAUUCCCAGUGGAUUUCGUUGUGCUCGACAUGGAGGCCGAUGAGAGAGUUCCCAUUAUUCUGGGCCGUCCAUUCCUUCGAACCGCAAAGGCGAUCAUCGACGUCUUUGAUGGUAAGAUUUCUCUUCGUGCGGGUGACGAGAUUGUCACAUUCGAGAUUGAUAGAGCGAUGCAGCAUCCUAGCGGUCGUGAUGAUGAUAGUGGGCCGUGUCAUUCCGUUUACUUUCUCAAUUCAUUCAUAUCUUGUGUCGACACAUGUCUUGAGUACAUCAGUGGAGCGGAUUUAGUAGGCGAGGGAGUUGUUGACGAGCAUUCUGAGGAUGAGGUUGAAGAAGUAGAGGAGGAGCAGUUGGAUGAGAGAGAUGAGUUGAGGGUUCCUGAGCCGUUAGAGCUCGAUGCGAUUAGUGAUGAGAGUACUCCUGUAGAGAUCCCACCGCCUUUAGAACUUAAGGUUCUUCCAUCACAUCUCGGGUACGCAUUUCUAGGAGAGAAGCCGAAUAUGCCUGUCAUCAUAUCUUUGAAGUUGACAGAGGAGGAGAAAGUGAAGUUGAUUGAGGAACUUAGAGAGCACAGUGAUGCGAUUGCCUGGAGGCUAUCCGAUAUCAAGGGCAUCAGCCCUACUUUUUGCACGCAUCGCAUUCUGAUGGAGGAUGUUUUCAAGCCUGUAGUGUAG
Helianthus annuus (common sunflower) is the source of this 1077-nucleotide messenger RNA. RefSeq lists its product as uncharacterized. The record is from RefSeq and is a predicted model, not a curated record. The transcript has a single exon. The coding region runs from base 1 to 1077 and encodes 358 amino acids. Lineage: Eukaryota; Viridiplantae; Streptophyta; Magnoliopsida; Asterales; Asteraceae.